UCAUGUCAUUUGUAUGUGUGAUGGAAAGUGAUACAUCUUCUUUGCAAAGUUUUCAGUAGCUGAGGUCACUUUGGGUUAUGCUUUCUAUGAGGAUAUGAAGUCUGAUAAAUGCUCUGUACUUUCAAUGAGCGCUGACCAUGAGACAGACAAUCAAAAUUUCUUUUUAAAACAUGGACAGAGGAAACAUUCAACCACUAUUUUCUUCUUGAUCAAAAGACUCAAAGCUGUUUGGGUGAGAGUGUGGGUUGAAAGGUUAAGAGUACUAUUAUAUGCCACAUUUGGAUAUAGUAAAUAAUAUAAGAAAGAAGGAUGAUGGUGAUGACGAUAGUGAAGGUUUUUUUUCAACUAGCAGAACAAAGUCUGUAAAUUCACUGAACUUCAUUGCAUUCAGUCUUUCAUUGUAAUCUAUAUUAUUUGGUGAAAUAAUGAGACCAGAAAUGCAGUAAAAAUUCAAGGAAAUUAGUCUAUAAGAAAGAAAAUGAGAGCGAUUCUGUGUGAUUUUAUUUGUGUAAGCAAAAGUUGGUAGGUGUCACACACCAUUGAGAAGCAGUGACUGGACUUGUGAGUGUGGGUGUACUUCCGAACUGUUCUAAUGUUUCAUGUCUGAUUCAGCAAACACAAGCAACACUUUCUUACAAAUGCAGGAAACAAAUCAGGCUUCAGAGACAAGACUAUCGUAAAUAAUCACUUGUUUUGAUGGCAUGGAAAUGUUCAGAACUGAAGGAAUCAUUUGUUCUCAAUGCAAACAGCUGGACUUAAUCACUUCAAAGCUCUGUUUUCCAGCUCCACAUCCCUUGUAUACAGCAAAUCCUGCUUCAUGAGGAAUGUAGUGCGUCGGUGUAUCAUUAAGAGCUUUCCGCCUUGCUGAGGAAUCAAAAGAGAGAAAUAAGAAUAAUUUGAAAAAACGAAUUACAGUAUUGGCUUCUCUAUGCAAAUUAAUUUAGUAGAAUUACAUACCCUAAAACAUAGAGGCCAAUAAAAUCGAAUGUUAAGAGGCAAUAAAUGACACUAGCGAAAGAAAGAAAGAUAAUUCAUCUAGGGGGCAGGUUGUCACACCAGGAAGAAACUCUCAUUGCUGUUGUCAUGGUGAGUAUUUUAACUAAUUCCCCCCAAACAAAUUCACUACUGAACUGUUUGGAAUGGAGGCGCCUGAUGGCAAAUGUCAAUCUUGAUUUCAUCUCUGUCUUUAUAUAGGAAAAUUAAAGAUAUACAGCAAUCAUCACACGGAAACAGUCUAAAGAGGUUAACAGGUCAAAUGUAUUUUUCUUAUAAAAUGUAUACACUUUAAAGAAUAUUUCUUCCAGUUUCAGAGAAUUUUAAAUCUAAGCCUUGCUUUAAAGCCAUAAGCAUUCAUCAAUCAGGCUCCUACAGAUCGUAAUCAAGGCAGCACCUUUUCUAUAACUCACCGACAGCUUUGUCCUAUCAAGGACAUAUCUGUAAUGAGAUGGAGCAAAUGGAAUGAGCAGUAUAGAUGACUCAUAAUCCCACUGAAUAAUAAACCUUGAACCCUGUCAAACACGUGUCUUUCUGAAUCAGAAAUCUUCUAAAACUCACACACUCCCUAUUUCCCAGAACACAAUGCAAAUAACCUUGUCCAUCUGCCAACUUACGAUUCUGCAUAUAAUAAACUGCAAAGCCUAUACUCUUCGAAUUUUCUCAUGAAUUACUGCUUCACAAAUCUUACAGAAAUAAUAAGCCACGGUCAAACAUAGACUGGACCGAAUUUUGCGUAAACCUCGAGACUAAGACGAGCUGUGAGUAGUAGUAGUAUAAUUGACCGCACAAAUACGUCAAGGCUCUAUGUGUUAAUGACUUUGCGUCACUAGAAUAUGUUAGCAUCAUUAUUUGGUUCGUAUUGGAGAGCCAGCUUGCCCGGGGUUGAGUGAGCGGAGCGCGCGAACGCCACAAAUAAAGGAACGCGCGCACCUGCGAGCAUUUACAACUCUGGAAAGACAGAACUGAACAUCUUCCUCCUGAACUCCCGCUCAUCUCAGUGUAUCUAAGAGGUGUGGAUCUGAGGAUGUCCUGCGGUUGGUUGCUCGUGCUGUUGUCUCAUGUGCUGCUGAUGCUCGCGUGUCCUCGACCCUCGCGCUGUGCGCUCAACUAUCCGUCAUUCACGGACGACAGCGACCAGUCGGAGCGCUAUGAGAAACGAUACAAUGAUAUUGAUUAUGACAGUUUUAUUGGCCUGAUGGGCAGGAGGAGCGCAGGAACAAAUCGUGACACCAAUCCACCAUUUAGACCUAAUAUGAAUGACGUCUUUGUUGGAUUGUUAGGACGGAGAAACACUGUGUCUGAUAUUCCUGUUCGGAGAGGACAGGGAAGAGGCAACAUUUUCUUAAAGGACAGAAUGCAGAGGUGAGAACUUGUAAGUUUUGCUGUGGUAAAGCCUGACUUCUUCAGUCCAGAACUCAUCCACCGUGCAAUUUUGCCAUUCUGAAGAAAAAUUGUCCGUCUUUGUAUGAUAACCAAGAUGUACAAGUUUCAGUUUAUUGUGAGUGUGUUCAUUGUAGCAUAUUUUGUCUCUUUUUAUGUAGGAUAACAUUUACAUUAACGCCAUUAAGAUUUCUGAGUACAAAAUGCACCAGACUCAAAUCAAAGGUGUGUUGAUAGAUUUACUUAGUAAUUCAGGAACAACAACAAUCUUGGGAUGAAAAGA
Molecule: messenger RNA, 2659 nt
Organism: Carassius carassius (crucian carp)
Lineage: Eukaryota; Metazoa; Chordata; Actinopteri; Cypriniformes; Cyprinidae
Gene: tac3b
Product: tachykinin precursor 3b
Exons: 7
Coding region: 2021-2362 (113 amino acids)
Biological process (GO): tachykinin receptor signaling pathway; positive regulation of blood pressure
Source: RefSeq, a predicted model, not a curated record